This is a messenger RNA of Colletotrichum gloeosporioides, 4104 nucleotides long. Its product is annotated as Galactose oxidase. NCBI's taxonomy places the organism in Eukaryota, Fungi, Ascomycota, Sordariomycetes, Glomerellales, Glomerellaceae. The coding region runs from base 1 to 4104 and encodes 1367 amino acids. Gene Ontology annotation, molecular function: protein binding. The record is from RefSeq and is a predicted model, not a curated record. The transcript is spliced from 2 exons.
AUGCGCACCAUCGCUACCCUGGCCGCCUUCGCGGCAACUGGUGCUGCUCAGCUCCUCACUCUUUCAGAGCUUGCAAGCAUCCCCGCUCCCGCAUUGGAGUCCGUCCCUAUCGGUGUCGGUAACCAGACCGUCGCAGCAUCCAAGCGUGAUCUUGGCAAGAAGUUGAUCGCCCGCGACUGCGGCGCUCUCCCUGCGGGCAGCGGCCCGGUCCCGUCUCCUGACACGGACCAGGCCUUCCUUGCCGAUACCGAUUUCUCCAACGCCGCCAACUCGGCCAUCACUCCUUCUGGCUGGUACCGGACUUUCCAGAAUCUCCAGUCUGCCACCUCAGCCUCAGCAUACCAAGGCUACAGUACUUACGCGACCUACGAUCCUUCUCUCUGCGCAGCAGACUGUGCUAAGAUUGACGGAUGUGCCGCUUUUAACAUCUUCUUCGAGCGCGACCCGACCGUCGAUCCCGCCGCUAGCUGCCCCAACCCCAAUAGUACAACCGUCAUCAAGUGCAGUUUCUGGGGUGUCGGCAUCGGGCCUUCCACUGCCACGAACAGUGGUGGUUGGAGAAACGACUUCCACAUCGUCGUUGCUGGUUCCAACGGAUACCAGCUCACCGCUCCUGACUACCCUGUCUCAGGCUACAACGCAACUUUUACCGACAAGGCUACUAUCAACGCUCCUUCAGACUGCAACAGCUACAUUACAUUCAAGGCUCACACCAACAACGCAUACGAUCCUUCCCUCUGCGCAACUGAUUGCGCCGCUCAGGCACAAGAGACCAACCCGUUCAACGGUUUGAGGUGCCAUUUUUUCACCAGCUACCUCCUCGUCAAGAACGGUGUCACCCAGGCUCAGAUCUGCGCCCUCUACUCUCGCACCUGGGACAAGGGCUAUGCCGUUAACACGGGAUACACCUCCGGCAGCGAUGUUUACACCAUUCAAUACGCCUACUCCUACUCCCUCACUACCGAUCCUGGUACUUUUGUCUGCCCCCAGGGUAACUCUGGCCCUUUGACCUCUGUUGCUGGUCUCACGAGCAGCCUGACAACUCUUGCUGCCAUCACUAGCAGCACAUCCAUCCCGGUUAUUGCCCUCACGACCUCCACUACCAGCGAGCCUUCCACAUUGUCAACAUCCGUCAAGCCCACCACCUCUGCAGUGACUGGUGGCUCUUCCAGCACCGGCCCCAUCUCGAGCUGUCCGAACCCAUCCAGCUAUGUAGUCGGCAACAACGGCGGCCUCUACGCAAUCUGCCCCGACACCGACUUCAUGAUCCCGAGCCCUCAGAUCUACUACGGGUACACUUCCAACAAAGACUGUGCAACCCAAUGCGAGAAGACCUCCGGCUGCACCAAAGCAGUGUACAGGCCCUCCACCCAGAUCUGCUACCUCAAGGGCAGCCCCAGCGUCGCCGCCUCCAACUGGAACGUCAACUCCGGCUUCCAGACCCUCGUCAAGGUCGCCGACAACACUCCCCUUACCCAGUGUCUGGCACCGACAUACACCGUCACCGUUCUCAGGACCGUGUACACGGUCUGCCCCAGCAGUGACUUCACCAACAACCCUGCCACGGAUAUUUGGUACGGCGUUGUCUCCGACACCGCCUGCAUCUUGCUCUGCAAAUUGAAGUCUGGAUGCAACAAGAUUGUGUACAACCCUUCCACGUGGACGUGCUACAACAAGGGCAAUCCGUCUCUGUCUAGCGCUGGGUGGCAUGUCGACAGCAAGUUCCGCACCAUCUAUACUUCACGAGCCCAACUCUCGAGUUGUCCAUCUGCCGAGGAGAACAUUGUCGCAGCCGACGGUUCUUCCACCUGGGCCGUCUGCCAUCAAACCGACUACCAGGGAACAACAACCAAGUUUGUCGACACUGUCGCCACAUUGUUCGACUGCGCCCAAGCCUGUAGCCAAGAUCCCCAAUGUGACAAGGCAGUCUACGACAAGGCCAACUUCGGCUGUCAUCUCAAGGCCAAGGAUGGUCUCACAUGGGCCACAGACGCUCGCUUCACGACUAUCAGGCUCGUAUCCAAGCUGAGCAAUGGCGCACCCAUCCAAUCUUGCCCAACUGGCGCAACGAACGUCACUUCCUCCGGAUCUAUCUUGGCGGCCUGCCCGAACACGGAUUAUCAAGGCACCACGGUUCGGGAUGUUGACGGAGUCACGUCGAUCGAAGCAUGCGCUAUCGAAUGUGGCAACGACUCAUCCUGCUUGAGAGCCGUUUUCCAAAAGUCAAGCUCGAAGUGCUACAUCAAAGCGGAGCCGAAAGAACUUCAGUGGACAUACCAGCCUGGCUUCGACUCGAUAAGCAAAGUCUCUGUCCUCGCAGAUGGUGACGGCAUUACCAGCUGUUCAGGCGGCUACUCCAACGUCACCACCCAGAACGGCGCUAGCUUCGCGACUUGCAAGAACGCAGACUUCACUGUCCCUAGCGUCAACAUUAUUGACGGCUGUGCUUCCGUUCAAGCUUGUGCCGAAAGCUGCACCACAAAUCAGGACUGCGUCUAUGCCGUCUACGACAUGCAAAACAGUGUUUGCCACAUCAAGGGAACUGUUGCCGCCGCGUCAGAUUGGAAGUUCAACCGCCAGUUCACCUCCCUACAGAUGAUCAAGGCUAGCACGUCCAAGGCUACGUCAAAGGUCGGCCGGUGGUCGGAUGUAAUCCAGUUCCCGAUUAUCCCCGUUGCUGCCUAUGUCGUGCCGGCUCAACCUUCUUCGUCAAGGCUCCUCGUUUUCUCGUCAUGGGGAGACCGCGCAUUCAGUGGCCCGACAGGCAUCACGCAGUUCGCGGACUACAACUUCCUCACCGGCGCCGUCUCUCAGCGGACUAUCACCAACACAAAGCACGACAUGUUUUGCCCUGGAAUCAGCUCUCUUGCCUCUGGCAAGAUUGUCAUCUCUGGCGGCGAGAAUGCUGAAGCUGUUAGUGUAUACGACCCUGCCACGAACCAGUUCACCCGCGCGGCUGAUAUGGUCAUCGCUCGUGGCUACCAGACGUCAGCUACGUUGUCAGAUGGCCGCAUCUUCACCAUCGGAGGAUCCUUCACAGGACCUAUUGGCGGAAAGACGGGCGAGGCCUAUGAUCCUGUCCAGAACAAGUGGACCCUGCUACAAGGAACUGACCCGACACCGCUCUUGACGACUGAUCGCGAAGGACCGUGGCGUGAGGACAACCAUGCCUGGCUCUACGGCUGGCGCAAUGGCUCGGUCUUCCAAGCUGGCCCUAGCAAAGCCAUGAACUGGUACAGCACCAACAAUGGCGGCUCCGUUUCUCCCGGAGGCGUCCGCACGAAUGUCAUGGACCAGAUGUGCGGUGUCAAUGUUAUGUUCGACAUUGGAAAGAUUCUUGCCACAGGAGGAAGCCAGGAUUAUACCGAUAGCGACGGUACGAAGGCAGCUCAUCUCAUCACCAUCACGGAACCAGGAGCUCCGGCGACUGUUGAGACUCUUCCGGAUAUGAACUUCCCUCGCGGCUUCGCCAACGCCGUCGUGCUUCCUGACGGAAAGGUCAUCGUGACAGGAGGCCAACGCCGAUCCUUGGUCUUCACUGACACAGACUCUGUGCUGAUCCCUGAAAUCUGGGACCCGAAGACAAGAGCCUGGACUCAGAUGGCUCCUGCUACGGUUCCGCGCAACUAUCACGCCGUCGGCAUUCUUCUACCGGACGCUACUGUCUUUGUUGGUGGCGGAGGUAUGUGCCCAGCUGCUCAAGGCAGCGACCUGUUUUGGUGUGAUCGCGCCAAGGAUCACUUCGACGGCGAGAUUUUUUCUCCGCCCUACUUGUUCACUACCGCGGGUGAAUUGGCGAAGCGGCCUGUGAUUUCGAGCAUCUCCGCCACUUCAGCCAAGGUUGGAUCCUCAAUCACGAUUACGCUUGAGGGCGGGCUUGACGGUGCCUCAUUUGCGAUGGUUCGAAUGGGAAGCGCAACGCACAGCAUCAACUCGGAUCAGCGUCGCGUGCCAUUAACUGAUGUCAAGAAGAAUGGGGCGGGAAAGUACACAGUCAGACUUCCGAAUGACUCGGGUGUACUCAUCCCUGGACCUUGGUAUAUGUUUGCAAUAUCUAAGGAGGGUGUGCCUUGCGUGGCUAGAACGGUGUUUGUACCGGCUUGA